Molecule: messenger RNA, 3566 nt
Organism: Apis dorsata (giant honeybee)
Lineage: Eukaryota; Metazoa; Arthropoda; Insecta; Hymenoptera; Apidae
Exons: 10
Source: RefSeq, a predicted model, not a curated record
UUACCAGGCCGGAGAAGGCGUCGUUGGAAACCGGGGCGGUUAUAAAUCCUGAGAGAAGAAACGCAAGCAGCUUGGAGGAUGACGGGGUCGCGGUUGGCUCGCGGGUCGAACGGAUCGAGAACGAAGAGCAGGAGGAGGAUUACGAGGGCGAGGACGAAUACGAGGACGAGUUGAAGGCCGUGGCCGAGUCGCACGAGGCGAUGUCGAGGGACGACACUAGGAAUUCGAACGUCUCCGCGGCACCGUCCACGCCAGGAAUCCCGGACAGGAUCUCGUCUCCCUCCAAGAAUUUCGACUCGCGCGAAGUGAUCGCUGUCAAUAACAGCUCCGACGAAGAUGUCGCCUCGAACGAGGCCAUUACCGACGAGAUCGUCGAUAAAUACGACCAGGAGGUGGUCGAGCUGGUGAAGUACAAGAAGGAGCGGAACCACGGCGAGGGUAAUCGGACGAAGACGAAGCGCGUGCCCACCGUGAAGAAGGAGCUGAGCACGCAGAAGGAGAUCCUGAUAGGGAGCAGGAACGAGACCCAGGUGUCGAAGAGCGUGCCACCAUCGGAGGAGGGCGUGAAUCGGUUGAACGAGGAACUGGAGCCGAUUCGAAGGAGGAACGUGGUCGAGCCGGUCAAGUCGGAGAGAUCGCGAGGCGAGGACGAGAUCGUAGCGGACGACGAUCGAUACUCGAGGAGGAGCGAUGCGAGGAAAUUGGACAAGAGGCAAGAAACGACCCUCAAGGAUCUGAAAUCCUACUUGCUGGCGGGGUACGCGACCAAGCUUCGAAAAUUGGGGACGCGAGAAGACGCUCUACUGGACGAUUUGCUGCAACUUUUGAUGAAACUGGCCGAAGAUCCGAGGCGUUGGGAACGGCUGCACAAACUACUCGUGAACAGGGAAAACGAGCUGAAGCUGUCUAGAGACGAGUUGGAGCCAGAUAAGCGCAGCUACCAGCCCACCUUGAAUCUAUUUUCAACCGAAUCCACGAACGAGUCGAGGAAAUCGCGAAAAAAGUCGAAGAAGAAGAAGAAGAAGCCUAAGCAUCGUCUCUCCACGACCCCCUUGACUUCCGUAUCGGCCACACCUCCGCUAUUGACCACCACAGAGAUACCGUGGCAAACGACGCCUGUUCAAUGGCGUCUGAUAGCGGAGAGACUGUUUGGACCUCCUUGGAAACAAGACGUUCACGGUGAAACCGAACAAGAGACCAGUCACUCUUCUCCGCAAAGUCCAAGAAGCCUGGCCUCUAUCAGAGACCUGAUCGAGGAGGACAAGUCGAACGGGAAGCCAAAGACUUUUCCAUCCGAUAGAAAACCGAUAUUGGCGAACCAAGUUGGCGAACUUGGCAAUCAAAGGCUGAUGCGGUUUGGCAAGAUUGGAAAUCGUCAGCCUGGUCACGUUCAACAACGCAGAGAGUUCGCGAGCGUGUACGACAGGCCUAUAGAUCCUGAACGAAUGCCGGAUUACGACAUACCGGAAACGUAUCAUCGGCCGCGAUACGAUCAAUUGUCACCAGCGUCGAGGGAGCUCGUUCGAGGGCGGGAGGAGGAGGAGGACUAUCGAGGCGACUUCAACGUUCAAUCGGAUGGAUAUCCCAUCGAUCGAGAAUACGAGCAACGAGAUUUCCGGUUGAGCAAGAGCUGGCCCGACCUCUCCUACGGUGGAUACGACCCACNCUGGAGAACCCAGGAGGAACGCCCCCCUUUACCUCUAACCUCCGAGAAGUGGUCUUGGAGGCAACCACCCAACAAGUAUUGGCCUCAUCGUGUAAACUUCCCACCAGUGGAGAAGAAUUACUGGUCCGCGUUUCGCAGUCAGGAGGAGGAGGAGGAGGAGGAGGACCCUAGGAACGAGAAGACGUGGCAACAGCAACGGAACGUUCACCGUUCCUGGAACACCAGGGACAGAUCGAGUUGGCCAGCGGAGAAAGCUUCGAAACCUGUCUCCUCGUGGCAGCAAGCCGUGGAAACGAGGCCUGCGAAAUCGUACGAAGGGAAGAAGGGCGUUUGGGAGAAGAGCAAGAAUAGAUCCGAGGCGAGUAAAUCGGCGAAGGAGGAGUCCUCCUGGAUAUCGAAAAUCCAGGGGGGAGGGGAGAAGAGUUCGUGGGCUGUGAGGGGCGGUGGUUCGUGGUCGUCGACCAAGUCGAACGAGUCUUGGAACGAGUCGAGAACGGGCGAGGACGCGUCCAAGUUCGGGGGAGACCCGUCGUGGCCCGUGGCGAAGGCGAAGGAGGAGGAUCCCAACGAUGGCUGGGCGAGGAGGAAGCCGGGCGAGCGGGCUGGUUGGGGAGCGAAGAGCCCCAACGAUCUGUCCCCGUGGCAGCAGAAGAUGAGCGAGGAAUGGGGUUACGGGAAGACGAGCUCGACGGGCACUUGGCCCGCCAAGUGGAAACAGUUCGCCUACCACAGGGUGACCGCGAUGCCGAUCUCGAAGCCGGGGACCACGGCCGACGCCGCCUCGUCCAAGUCGAGGAACAACGCUUUCGUGGCCGUGUCCGCGGUCUCCUCGCCCAAGUACGGCGGAAACGAGUGGAGGAGGAACGAGGAGGACGCGAGGAACGAAAAUGAAAGGCGGGGCGGCGAGGAGCAGGAACGUUCGGGUAAUAAUCAGGUGCAGGUGGGCCUCGAGCGACCCAUCUACGCGUGGAAGAAGGACAAAGGCAAUGGAACCGACCCGCUCGAGAACCAGUUGGAAGCACUCAGACAGAUUGACUUCUGGUCCUACAAAGAGAACGAGGCCGAGAAGAGAUUGACGUCAACGAGAGCAACCACGGAGACGACGUCCUCGACCCCGAAGAACAACUCGACCACGGCCACGAUGCAUCGUCGAGGGCCCCUGAUCACCGACAAUGGGAACGGCUUGCUCGAAACCAAUCGUCGGACGAUCUCGAUGAAAUAGAUCGAGGCUCCAUCCCUAGAUCCUUGAUCUUGCCCAAUGGAUACCGUCUGUUCAGUCGACAAUAGGCUACGCGAAGUCUCCUAGCAAUUUCCAACGACUCUCUGGCCCCCUGCCAACAUCCACUGGAACCCUUUUGGCCAGUCACUCUUCGAUAUCGCUCACAAAAUAUCUUUUCUUUUACCUUUUUGUUUUCGUUGUUUUUGCCUCUUUUUUCUCCGUUAUUAAUCAUCUUGUUAUUUAUGAACGAUCUUGUUUAUCGUUUUUGUAUCAUUUUUUAUUUUGUUUGUUAUUUUGUUUUAUUUAUAUAUUAUUUUUUUCUACCUUUCUCUCUCUCUCUCUCUCUUUUUUUUUUUUAAUGAUUUCUUGGAAAGAACUAGCAUCGUAGUAGUGUCGUUGAGUCUUGAUGACCCUUGUGCCAUAUUUGUCGAGCGUACGUGGGCGUGUAAAAAGAAUCAAUGGCUCGAGGAAAUGUUACUUCUACUAAAGGGAAAGAACGGAACGGGAAAUCUUGCUUCAAUUUUUUCGUUUUUAAUUCUUUUUUUUUUACACCGAGCUUUUAUAUUUACAAAAGCGUCUUUCCUUCGCUUCUUUACGAUUCUCUAUCGAACAGACAUACAGUUAAUUUCGGUAACGAGGAUCCUCGUGAAUUUUUCAACCUCUUUAACUCGCUUUAAUUCC